AUGGCAAAGGUCUUUACAGACGACGGAGACCUGACAGAGCUCUCAAUGGAAAUGACAUUGGUGGUUGUCAAGCGCUGUGUCAGAGAGAUUCGCGAGCGAGGUCUGACCACGAAGGGGAUCCUUCGCCAGGUUCAGAUGGGCUACAAUCAGAAAGUGGUCAUGGAUACGAUACGGAUGAUCUUGGACGAUGAUGCCAGCACAGAGCUUUCGCCACUACAUCGAGUUGACAUUCAUUUGGUAGCUCAUGCUAUGAAAUGGGCUAUCCGUAGCUCAGAAGAAACCCUAGUUAAAUAUACAGAUUAUCAGACACUUUAUCUUGAUCAAGACCGAAGCUUCAGUUGCUUUGUGCGUGGCUUGCCGCCGACCAAUCGUGCUAUCCUACUAGACCUCUUCUCACUUUGCGCAGAUGUCACAUUGCUCGCCCAUCUCAACAAUAUGACACUUGUCACCGUUGCCAAGGCCAUCUCGCUCAGUAUCAUGGCCGAGCCAGAGCAGUUUUCAACUUUUGAUGCAUCUUUACAGCAGCGUAAUUUGUGGGGUGCUGCCUGUGAGGACUUACUUCGUGCUUUCCUUCGUAUCAAAACCACUCACGACCUGGCAAAGAUUGAACAAGAAGACGAUAUCGACGAAAACCGUUAUGUUGAUAAUAUCACUCGUAAGGUGAAGAGCGCACGCCAAAGGAAUGAGGUUGGACCCACCACUGGCUCCCUUAAUCGCUCUGGCAGCGGGGUCUAUGACCCUGCAGCCACUCCACGAUCCGCAUCACCGCAUUCUCUAGCAAAGUCCAACUCGACACGCUCAGGACCAAUAACACAAUUACCCUUUUAUGACCAAGAAUACGAAGAGAUUAUGCAAGAUCAGGCCCAUUUAAGUUAUCUUCGCCGCCAAUCAAGGAACUCGCAGUUGUUGCGCCCCGCAGAUAGGAAUCGUCGUCGUUCUUCCGUGGGCGAUGUGGAGAGUCUAUACAUGUUGCCUGUUGAUACGUCCACAGAUGGUUACGAAUCAGAACCAGAGCCAUCUCUUGAAGGACUUGCUCCGGACUUUGCAGGUGAUCUAGAUUGGGACUUUACAAAGAUGGAUGCCCUUCAUGCAGAGGAGUUGCCGUCCUCAUCUCCCUCACAGUGCACGAGUAUCUAUCGAUCCAACAGCAUCAGUAGCAUUGACAGCGCAUCAACCAAAGUAGGACAAGCCCCACCAUCACCUAUGAUCUCGGGAGUUCCCUCAAAGCGUUCAUCAAAUUCAGCAUCUGCCCUACAGCAAGGCCAGACUGACGCUAGCUCGUCUCCAUUUUUGUCCCCAUUAUCCUCAACGCAGCAGUCUGCAAGCGCAAAGGUCCGUAUUGUUCUGGACCAUGCCUCCCCUUCUAUGAGCCCUCAACGUGCCAAACGAAGCUCUCUUCUACGCCGUUCAGUUUCACUGGAUCCACACACUAUGCAUGGCCGAGUACACAAGAAACCAAAUGAACUCCGACAGGAAAUCCUUACACGAGAGCUGGCAGUCCAGGCAGAGCGAUCUCAGGUUGCUGAGGAUAUUCGUACGCAGUUGUUGCAGGUUAAAAAUGACGAAGACCAGAGUAUUCCAUCUCCUACCAGUUCCACUUUUUCGUUUGAAUCAGCGUCGCAGGAUCUGGAAAGACCUGCGAUCCCUUCAAGGAGCGCUUCACAGGGCCUUGGACGAUCCUAUUCCAAAACCAUCGCCAAGUCCGCAAAGACGAAUGCUAAGCUAGGGGCUAAUGAUGGCCUUCACUCAAAGAAAUUAUCAGUUGGAAAUACAAAUGAGCUUACAUCUGCUCCCAAUUCCUCAAACGCCUCCAUUAUCUCCCAGUCUUCAUCAUCCAGUGAUGAAUACAAGCCCGAAGUUGUCUCUCGUCCCAAAGAUGGCGAAGUUAGCGUACACUUUACUCCCAUCGCGCCUCUUCCCCACAAAUCCAAAUUCCAAGAGAGCCUUUCUGAACAGCCAAUUUCUCCGCCUCCGGGCUACACUCAAGGUCUAUACCAAUAUAAAGAUACUCAUAAAAAGUCUCCUAGCACAAAGGGUGGUCAAAGCGGUACUUCUUCACCAAUACAGUCCCAGCCUGUUAGUCGAUCUAAUAGUAGGAGCCAGCCCAAUCAGCAUUCGGCGUCUACAACUCCUCUUCAACAAGUUGUUGGAUCCUCUUCAGCAUCUUCACAUAGCUCUGAAAGCAAGUCCAAGGCCGCGGGAUUUAUCCGUGCGCUUUCUUACAAGCUUCGCUCAAAGCCAAGUGAGGAGCAGCUCAAAUCUUCCAAGACGAAUAAUCAAGUCGUAGGAGGUUCCCCGCCACCUCCACCACCCCCACCACCUCCAUCAUUUUCAAUCCAGCCUCCCCGCCUUGAACUCAGCUUUUUGGGCAAUACUGGCAUAUCCAAUGCGGGCAGUUCAGAGGACAAUCUGCCUCCUACAUCUGCGCCUGCUACAAUGCUUCAUGCGCGCUCCAAUUCUGGAUCGAGCACCUUAGGAAGUUGGAGACGUGCAGCUCAAGAUUCAUUACCAGUCCCUGCGACAAGUACAGAUCAUCUAGGAGUUGGUCCUCCCAAAGGAACCAGUCCCGGUAAUGUCAAUACUAAGCAACAGCGUCGAAGAAGCAAGACCGUAACAGCAUCUGACGAACGUAGCCCACAUCGGAGUGCGAGUGAACGGACCCUGUCUGAGAGUUCAUAUACUACAGAUGAUAGCGGAUCUGUAAAGGAUAGUUCCAAAAAGGACGGUCUCCAAUCCUCAACAACAGAUCCCAAGAAGGCUGGCGAACGAGAGUACCGAUUCUCGACUGCUACGCUUUUGAAGGAUGCCAGUACUGCAAUCAAGGCUCUCGAAUAUCGGCCAGAAUGCGACGGCUCCAAAGGCACGAUCCUCGACAUCAAAACCUUUGACGACGACCCCAGUCAUGGCGAAGUCUCCAAUUACGGGUGCAGUCUCAACAACAUCGACGCUCUCGCCAAAGCUGUUGCCUUACCCACGUCCUUCCGAUUGGGACCACAGUAA
Messenger RNA from Lobosporangium transversale, 3000 nucleotides. RefSeq lists its product as hypothetical. Gene Ontology annotation, biological process: signal transduction. Bases 1 to 3000 code for a protein of 999 amino acids. The transcript is spliced from 4 exons. NCBI's taxonomy places the organism in Eukaryota, Fungi, Mortierellomycota, Mortierellomycetes, Mortierellales, Mortierellaceae. The record is from RefSeq and is a predicted model, not a curated record.